AUCAUACAACAACCAGAUUAAGUAGUUAAAAAAACAAUACAGUAUUUCUAAAUAACUGAUAUUGGUUGUCAUUACAACUUUUGUUGCGCCGAUACACUACAAAUCCCAUGAACACCACCCGGAAGCAAACAUCACGCUAGACAACGUGUGAGAAACUCACAUGCCAGCUAGCUUGAAAAAGAGAGGGCGUCUACACUUGAAACUACAUAUCUCACGUACAGUCAUACUGGGGAACCUUGAGAAAAUGUCUGCUGCAAAAGUUAAAAUGCGGCAGAAGAAGAUGAGAAACCAGCCGGCCAGUGUGCAGUAUUCAUCCACCUCUACCCCGAAUGUGGAGAACGGAGGAAACACGGCGACCACCAGUAGAGGUGGUGAUGGUCAAUCUGACCAUCCAUCAACAGAAAGGCCGAAGAGCUCUCACCAUCAGGGUGGAUGGGUCCGCGGGCACCACAAAGAUGGUGGAGGCUACGCCAAGGAGAUGCCCAAAUACAUUACUGCUGGAGCUUUUGCCAGGGCCAGGGCAGCAGAGGUUAGUGCCAUGCUGAAAGCAGUCACCAAGACAACGGGCAGCUGCCAUGUGUUCGGAGCCCUGCCCAAACACAUGAGGAGACGAGCCAUGAGCCACAACACCAAGCGUCUUCCUCGCAGGCUGAGAGAAGUUGCCAACAGAAUGCGAGAGAAGAGCCUCCAGGCCGGCUCCAAGAAGAAGAAGGAACAGGCGAAGAGCAAGAGCCGCAAGGCCCGCCGCCGGCACGGAAAUCUGCUGCUGGAGUUCAACCGCCGCCAGAGAAAGAAUGUGUGGCUGGAGACGCACAUUUGGCACGCAAAGCGCUUCCACAUGGUGAAAAAGUGGGGCUACUGCCUCGGGGACAGACCCACAUACAAAUGCUAUCGUCCCUGCUACAGAGCCAUGAGCAGCCAUUGCCUUCUGCAGGACCUUUCUUACUACUGCUGCAUCGAGCUACAGGGAGAGGAACACAAGCUGCUGGCUUCUCUGUCACAGCUGACUAGCAAGGAGGCCGGUCCUACAUUCGCUGCAGCACUGUGUCUGUCAGGGCGACGACAGGGCAGUGUGGUGGUAUACAGAGCGGGACAGUACCCCUCACAGCCCCUGGGCCCUGUCACCUUCCUCUGGAGACCCCGAACACAGGGCUCGACUCACAGGCAGCUGUGGAUUUGGGCUCAUCCCACUCUGAAACAGGACCUUCUCCCUGAGCUACAAAGUGUGUGCCAGUGUUGCGAGGCCGUAGUUCCUCCAGUUGUGCCGGUUGUGAAGCCUGCAGAGGUUGUCCCCACCGUAGAAUCAGAGCCAAAGCCUGAAAAGACCCCUGAGACAAAGCAGAUAACUGGUACUAAGAGGAAGCGGAGCCGUAAGGAUGCCAAUGGACCCCCAGCCAAGAAGAUCCUGGGAGAUGGAACCAGAUCUCCCACCACACCAGUUACCUGGAAGUCCAACUCAACUGGAAUAGUUAUAAAUGAUCUCACAAUGGAGAUCGUACGCUAUCGUCUGAUUGGACCACAGUCCCAUUCUGUGCUGGCAGAAACAUUGGAAGCUGCUACGGACUGUGAUGAAAUGAACAAAUCCCAGCCCUCUUCCCUCUGGUGGCCUGAGCACUGCAAAGAUGAGAGCAAGAUGAUUCUACAUCAACAACAAGCUGAUGUCUUUAAUAUACUGAAAGGCAUCUAUUCAACUGGAGAGCUCCCCCCUGGCACAGUGCUGGGACUGACUGUAGAUGACCCCAGGCUGACUUUACCAACAAAGAAGGUUAAAGCUUUGCCCUGUGUAAAGCAGGCACAAGAGGUGGACGAGGAGAAGAGGAGGGAGCUGAUGUUGCGAGGUGUACCGGAACACUGCUGUCAGAGUUUCCUGUGGGAGCAGUCUGUCCGCAACAAUGUCACUGAUAACAAAAUAUCAGAGCAGGAGCUGAACCGUAUGAGGAGCGAGGUCUUGGUUCCUGGAUCCAGGCUGAACCCCACUCCCCUGCAGGGCCGAGUCCCCGUCCUGCUGGUUCACCAGCCUGGCAAGCAGGUGGGACACGAGAUGAGCUCCUGGGGUGCUGGAUGGGACCUGCUGCUUCCUAAAGGCUGGGGCAUGGCCUUCUGGGUCCCACUGGUGUACAGAGGAGUCCGCAUUGGUGGGCUAAAUAUGAGUCUGAAACACUCUCAGAAUAAAGGAGCCCCCCACUUCCCCCAUGAUUACCCAGACUGCCCUGCAGGCGUUUGUUUUCAGGGGGAGCAGGAGGCUGAGCUCCUGGACAAGUUCAAAAGGCGUCCGCCCGCCAAAAGGACCAAUUACAUUAAACAUGGCAGUCUGGCUCCGUUCUGUUGCCCGUGGCAACAGCUGGCCGAGGAGUGGGAGCUCAUCGUGCGGGAAGGAGGAGAGGAGAGAAAAGGAGACAGCCGGACUCAAAGCACAACCGAGGCUGACGCAGCGAUGGAGGUGACAUCACAUCAAGAUGUCACUGUGACGAAGCCUCCGAGCCGCUUCACUGUUCUGAGGAACAGAAAGUCUGUGAAGCUGCUCUCCGGUUGGUGCAAACCCUCUACAUCUAAAGGUCAAAGGCCGUGCCGUGUCGGGGAGGUGCCACCUCUCAACCGCUCAGCUAAGAUGUCGUUUCUCGCUUCCCAUGAGAUGACUGUGGUGUGGGUGCGUCUGACGCUGCUGUCGAAGGGAAAACCAGAGCUCCACGCCAUUGUGUGUGUGCCAACCGCAGAGGACCUGAAGCUCCUGAACAAAGAGCCUGGCAGUAGCGGCCCCCAGGAGCCGCCCCACAGAGACCACUUUAAAAGCAGAAUUAAACGUUGUAAGAAGGGCUCCAAAAAACCUGUUGCCUCCUCUCAAUCUUCUGAUAAAACUGAGGGUAAAGGGUUAGACCCUCCCUCUGCCUCCGACCCAAACCCCACUACAUCUGAAGAAACCAAAUCAUGCUCCUCGCCUUCCUCUGAUCUUGUGUUUGGGCUGUGGCCGGAUCCCCUGCCGAGCGUCAGCUCUCACUGCUCCCGGGUGACACUAGGCUGGGUCACUCAGGGUGACUUCUCCCUGUCCGCAGGCUGUGGGGAAGCUCUGGGGUUAGUCAGUGUUGCCGGUCUCCUUAACACCCUCCUUAACCAGCCGAUGGAACACAGAGGAACGGUGCUGCUGCGCAACCCGACAUCUCUCCAGUAUCGCUUUGCUAAAAUCAACAUAGAGGUCUGAUUGAAACAUCUGAGUGUAUGCAGAACACAUUGAAUUCUAGAUUAAUGGAGAAAGGUCAACUGUUUUUGUCCUGUAGAAACCUGAAGUUACAUGCAAUCAAGUGAUGCUUCUUUCACCAAGUGAGCUGACAGGAACCCUGUGCCUCGAUUUUUUUUUUUUUUUUAACCUUUUAUUUAUUCUUUUUUUUAUUGAUAGUUACCUCCUUGGAUUGUGCCAUCAUCUUAUUCACCAUGUUGGCUGAAGACUUAAUGACAUGCAUGGGGCGUGACUACAAGCUACCUGAUGUUGUGUUUAAAAGAUAAUUUUAAGUUGUGUAUAUUUUACUGUGGGAAGAGACAUUCUCAUUGUUUCAGUUGAAUAUGAAAUAUGGUUGUCUUCAGCAUUGAAGAGCUUUUGUUUGAAUAUAAGCUAAUAAAAUACCCAUACUGCAUCAA
Molecule: messenger RNA, 3630 nt
Organism: Thunnus maccoyii (southern bluefin tuna)
Lineage: Eukaryota; Metazoa; Chordata; Actinopteri; Scombriformes; Scombridae
Gene: pop1
Product: POP1 homolog, ribonuclease P/MRP subunit
Exons: 16
Coding region: 161-3196 (1011 amino acids)
Biological process (GO): tRNA 5'-leader removal
Cellular component (GO): ribonuclease MRP complex; nucleolar ribonuclease P complex
Source: RefSeq, a predicted model, not a curated record